CUGCAAAGUAAACAUACAACCUUUCUUCGUACUCACCACUAUCUAAAAUCCACGUCGACUUCAAUUCUACACUUAUACAAGCCAGCACUUAUAAAUAUAAAAUCUCUGGCGUCAGCGAUUAAACCCUUUCACAUCGAGCAAAAUGCUCGGGUGGGCACUCAAAAGAGGGUUCCAAGGCGCCACCGGGGCAAAGGACGCGUCCGGUGGUAAUGAAGAUACAACACAAUUCGAGGCUCCAGAUACGCCCGCCCCUGUCUUUGCUGCUCGAGCAUUCCGGAAUGCCCUAUUUGGAACAUCUCGCUCCGAAACAACUAACAGCAAAAAUACGAAAAACAAAAAUGCCAAUUCAACACCCAAUGACAUAACUUCCCCGACCAAGCAGUCCCCAAGCAAGCAACCGGCGGGUAUCCUUUUAACUCCGGGUACUGGAACUGCACGUCGGAAACGUGUCUCAUUCAAUCAUGAUGUCAAAGCUGGCAGUGGUGGUGGUGGUCCCGAUGCCAGUCCCCUUGCCUCAGCGCGUCUACGAAGGAGAUCAACAUUACAGCAGGCAUUAGAGAAUUCUCGCUCGGCAAGAUCCAAAAAUUCCAUCGAGAGGGAACAAGAAGAGCUCCCUUCGAAGCCACUUGACGAUGAGUCCGAAGAAGAAUGGGAAGACGAUAUUUGCGACCGCGAUAUAACAGUGGAUCUUAAUGAGCCACACUCAGAGUCAGGCAAAUAUUGGAAGGCGGAGUUUAACAGAUACCGCGACGAGGCAAUGGCUGAUAUCGAGCGUAUGGUGAAGUUUAAAGCCCUAGCCAAGUCCUACGCCAAGCAGAAGGAUGCCGAGGCACUCGAGCUGGCUCAAAAGCUAAAGGAUGAGCAACUAAAGGUAGCUGAGAUGGAGGAGAAGAUUGCUGCUAUGUCUUCCCAGACCACAGAUAAGAGGAGACGUGGCGGUGAUCGUGAGGACGCCACUCUAGUGAAGGAUUUAGAGAAGCAGACUGCCCUUGCUACACACUAUCGUGAUCAAGUGGAAGAACUCGAAGCUCUCAUCCAGGAGCACAAAGGCGAAUCCAGUUCUAGCCAGUCCGACCGCCGGCGUAUCGACACAUCACCUAGGACUGAAAAGACACUUCUUGAGGUCAACCGGGAACUAAGACGAGCGCGAGCCGAGUUAAAGCAGAUAGACAAGCUUCGAAAAGAAGUCAGCAAGCUCAAGUCAGAUCUAAGCGCAGCAGAGGAACGAGCGACGAAACUACAAGAUGAACGUACCGGUAGAGGAUCUACCGAUUCUUUGCAAGUAAAGAAGUUAGAGCAUAAGCUACAGGUAGCUAAAGAAGAGUCACAACAAAAGGAUCGUGAGAUUCGGCAGCUACGGAAUGACUACGAAUCCCUAAAGAACAACGCCAAAUCUCGGACUGCCGAAGCUAUGCAGGUGUUGCAAGCGAAAAACGACAAGAUUGCCGAGCUAGAGAAUACUAUCAAGACAAUCGAGGUAGCGAAUCCCUCGAUUAGGGCGACCCGAGCUCUGAAAUUGGGUAUCGAGUCACUCAAUAAACCCUCCAAAUAUGAGAGUGACAUCCCUGUACGCAACCUCAAACGUUCAGCCUCGGUUGAGGAUGUCACUCUUGAUAUGACUCAAAGAUCUCUACUUGGACACAAGGAUGAGUUUGAUGAUACGCCCAAGCCGAUCAAACGCAACACUUUCCUCCCGUCUGACUGGUCGAGCGGUUUUAAGGACAUUAAGAACCAACCGAGGAAGGAUAAGAAGGAUACGAUAGAAAUCAACAAGCGUGAGAAGGACCCAGUUAUGAAUGACUUGGAUAUUACCCCGCCUCGUUCCAUUACGAAACCCAAAGCUUCACUAUCGACAUUCGACUCCGGUAGGGCCAUGUCCAACAUUCUCUCAAACAGAAUGAACCAGUCGACAACGAGGGAUACGACGACUUCGAGAGAGCGACUCGAUCAAAAGCUUGCUGAGGCACGUGCUAGUCGUGCAGCCCGCGCGGACCGUGCGGAUCGUGCGGAUCGUGUAGAUCGUGUGGAUCGCGAUGUUGAGACGCACGGCUCUUUGGAGAGGCUAACACCACGCCGUUCAAGACCCAAGUCCUAUAACGGUCGUUCCUUUUCAUCGGGCAGCGAAGGACUUGGUUAUGAUCUCGUCCAGGACAAGUUCGCCCGUCUCGGAGGUCCCGAGACCGAGCAUACUACAGGGAAUACUUCUAGAUGUACCCUACCCGCCGACCGACAAGCUGCGGCUCGAGCUCGCUUGGAGCAAAAGAAGCUCGAAAGACAGCGGAACGGUGGUGGUCGCGACAAGGAGAACAUCAAACCAUGAGGGUAAAUCUCAUAUGAUAUGACACUGGACGAAGACUGGAAUGACGGGUAGAAGCAUAUGGCACGGUUGGGGACAAAACUUGGGGGUAUGAUAUGGCAUUGCAUUGCAGGAGUUGGGUAUUUUUGGUAUUUCUUUUGGCGUUCUACCUCUACCUUGUAUUGGUAUAGGUACGGGAUUGUUCAAGUUUAGGUCAAGGAGUUAAGUUAGGGUGGAGAUACCAGCCGAGAGAUAAGGCUUUUGUAAGAUUAAAAGAUUGCC
Daldinia vernicosa is the source of this 2578-nucleotide messenger RNA. RefSeq names its product spindle pole body formation-associated protein-domain-containing protein. The record is from RefSeq and is a predicted model, not a curated record. Lineage: Eukaryota; Fungi; Ascomycota; Sordariomycetes; Xylariales; Hypoxylaceae. The transcript has 2 exons. Bases 143 to 2320 code for a protein of 725 amino acids.